AUGGCCAGCGAAUCUCGACAAUACGAGCUGGUUCUGCUCGGAGCAACUGGUUACACGGGCAGGCUUACGGCGGAGCAUAUCACCACUCACUUGCCAACCGACCUUAAAUGGGCCAUCUCCGGGCGCAAUGGGACGAAGCUCACCCAAUGUGCCGAGGAAUUGAGGAAGUUGAACCCAGAUAGAUCUCAGCCUGGUAUCGAAAUCCUUGAACUCAAUAAUGAGGAGCUUGAUACUCUUGUUAGGAAGACCCGCCUAGUUAUUACCACAGUUGGUCCAUUCAUGCAGUACGGCACGCCGGUUGUAGAGGCGUGUGCGAAGAAUGGCACUCACUACGUUGACUGCACAGGCGAAGUCCCGUGGGUAUUUGACAUGAUUAGCAAAUAUCAUGACAUGGCACAAGCCAGUGGUGCGAUUAUGAUCCCUCAAUCAGGAUUCGAUAGUGCUCCAGCCGAUCUCAUCGCCUUCGUUGUAGCCACGCAUCUGCGCCGCACCCUCAACGUGUCAACGGCCGAAGUGCUCACAUCUGUCGACGUGAGAUCAAACCCCUCAGGCGGCUCACUCUUGACAGCACUUUCCAUGUUCGACUUCUACAGUUCCUCUCAAAUUGCCGAUUCCUACAAACCAUUUGCUCUCUCGCCCGUCCAACCACCUGUAUCCAGCGCUCCGCCCUCUCAAAGCUUCAGGACAAAUUUCUUCGGUACUCGAUAUGAUAGAGAACUCGGAUUCCUUGCCGACUGGUACCAAUCAGCCAUGGAUACCGCUGUUGUGCAAAGGAGUUGGGGUUUGCUUGCCGGAGGGGAGGCAUACGGCCCAAACUUUAGGUUUGGGGAGUGGAUGGCUGCCAAGAGCAGCUUUCAUGCAACUAUGGUCCACCUUAAAAUGGCAUCUGACUUUGAAAUCAGGGCAGCCAAGAACGAUUAUGCCCAUUUUAGGGCAGUUGGCGUCGCGGACAGUCCAAAUCACGAGCGCGUUGUUGCGACCUUGAAGGUGAAGGGCAGUUUGUAUUCCUUUACUGGGCUGGCUAUUGCAGAGGCUGCGAUGGUAAUUUUGCGCGGUGGUGAAACAGAGGCGAAGAAGUUGGGAGGAGGCAUCUUGACACCAGCGACUCUAGGUGACGAAUAUGUGGAGAGGCUCAGGGCGGUCGGUGUCGAGUUCGACGUCAAGAUUCUAUGA
Molecule: messenger RNA, 1173 nt
Organism: Ilyonectria robusta
Lineage: Eukaryota; Fungi; Ascomycota; Sordariomycetes; Hypocreales; Nectriaceae
Product: Saccharopine dehydrogenase-domain-containing protein
Exons: 5
Coding region: 1-1173 (390 amino acids)
Biological process (GO): glycolipid biosynthetic process
Cellular component (GO): mitochondrion; plasma membrane; lipid droplet
Source: RefSeq, a predicted model, not a curated record